Molecule: messenger RNA, 6222 nt
Organism: Doryrhamphus excisus (bluestripe pipefish)
Lineage: Eukaryota; Metazoa; Chordata; Actinopteri; Syngnathiformes; Syngnathidae
Source: RefSeq, a predicted model, not a curated record
AACCUGCGCAUUCAUUUAUACUUGAAGUUUAUUCACUCUUUUAACAAUCUCCUGUUUUGUCCCGUUAAGUUGUAGCAUUAUCAUUUUUUAAUUAAUCACACACUAAUACAAGCUCAUUAUCAAACACAGCUUCAAACGUCCGCAAAAUGAGCGUGUUGAUAGUUGCCAUGGUAACUAACGUCACUGCCUUCAGGUUAGCGUCUGAGCGCUAAUAUAAAGUUAUGCUAUGCUGUAAACAAGUCACCAUAUUCGGUUGAAAUAAAGUAACGGUAAGUCAUUUUAUGGAUUAUUAGAAAAUAAAACAGAUGACAGAAUCAGUGGCCGGUAAUAAAUAAAUGGCAACAAGCAGGAACUCGACUAUGAAAUCAUACUCUAAUAAUCCAAACAUGGAUCUAGUGGACAACCUUAUAGAAGAUGAAGCUGAGAGACAACGUCUACUUUCUAAACCAACCUGCUUCCUUGUGGUUGGAAGACCGGGUGUUGGGAAAUCCACCUUGGCCAAAGACAUUGCAGAUACCUGGGGUUGCAUAUUAAUUGAUGACACGAAUCUGAUUAACUUCCACAUCAGAACUCGAACAGAGGACGGCAUUAAGCUUCUGAAUAUCUUAAACGCGGGGGAAAGUGUACCAGAAGAGAUGAUUCUGCAGCUCAUCCUUGACAUGCUAAACUCAGAAAGAGUCAAACACUAUGGCUACGUGUUGAGCUGCCUCCCCUUCAUCUCGGAAGAGAACGUGGCAGUCGACCAGCAAAUUGAGAUCAUCAGAAACCUCAAGCUCAAACCUGACUUCAUCAUCAAUAUCAAGUGUGCAGACAAGGAUCUGGUCCAGAGACUGUCGAGUCAAAAGCAGCACCCGGAGACCGGCGUUAUGUACGGCCAAGACAAGUGGAAGCAUGACGGUGACUUUCAUGUCAUGGGAUUUAUAGAUAAGACGGAUGAGGACCUAGAAGACUCGGGGUCAGAGGAUGAAGAGGAAGAUGAAGAUAGUGAAGAGGACCAAACCUCAAAGAUCACAGUUGACCAGCUGGUGUGGGUCCCGGAAUGUAAUUCCAAAAAUACGUCUCUUAGAAUCAACACGUACAAGGACACCAUCCUCAAGCCACUGGAGGACUACAUGAUGGACCAUAACCCUAUAUACCUGUUUGAAUUGGAUGGAAGCAACAAACCUCGAGAGUUGCUCUUGUUUGUGUUGUCCCGUUUGGGAUCGAUGGCAAUUCAGCGUGUCCCCAUUCCAGUUGUCCUCCAUGAAAACAGAGAACUGCCUGAAGAUAUCGAAACGGAAGACCUGCUGAGGUUCAUGUCCUCCUCCAAAAUGAUGGUGCCAGGCUGCAGGUGGAGGAGGAGCCGCUGGGGUCGAAGUUGUCCCGUUGCUCUGAAGGAAGGAAGGUUCAUCCCGGGAAAACCAGAAUACUCUGUAGCCUUCCAGGACAAACUGUACAUCAUUUCCUCCCAAGAGGCCUUCGAUAAGUUUAUGACCAACCCCAGACGCUACCUGCUCCCUCCAAUGCCCAGCCCACCUUGUAGGGUUUGUAUCAUUGGAGUCCCGCAAACAGGGAGGAGCGCUCUGGCAAAACUUAUGGCUGAGCGGCACAAAGUUUCCAUGCUGGAAUUGGAGAAAUUGGCGGAGCCUCUGCUGGAUCAGCUGGAGCAGGAGAGGCUUGAAAAACUGAAAGUGGCGUGCAUGGAGGCGGCCAUUGAGAAAAUUAAGUUGAAGCAACAAAGCGAGGAGAUUUCUCCUGACAUUCCUGUUAUGGAGGUGACAGAGGAUCACCCCGAAGUGCAAGCCCUGAUGCAGAGUACCUUCGAUCAGGGCAAAAAUUCGAGCGACGCAAACAAGGAAGUCUUUUCUCUCGCUGUGAAGAAGAUUAUAACCGAAAAUGAAAAAGCGAACGCGGAAGCCAAGCUCGGCUGUGGAUGGGUGCUUGAUAACUUUCCCAGGAAUGUCUCCCAAUUGGAAUCAUUAGAACGAGCCGGAAUCUAUCCAGAUUUCCUUUUCUGUCUCAAGUGCAGUGAUGAGAACAAAACUGACAGUGCUGAACAACCAGAAAAAAAGGAAGAAAAGACUCCAGAUACAGAAGCGCAGAAAGCUGAAAAGGUCCAGUUUAGUAGAGAAUGGGAGGGGAUGCAGUUAUCUCUAAGUAUUAGCCACUCAGUACUGGAGACCGGCAACCGUGGCCCUGAGGAACUUCUCAAAGAGAUUGUCCAGCUCAUGGAAAAACCUUUCAAGUAUGUGCCCAGAGAGUUUUCAGCAGUGGACCUAGAUGAGGAAACGGAAGACAUCGAAGCCAUGGCAGAACUGGACGAUGACGAUGACGACAGCCUUUCCAAGGACACAGAAGACGAGGAGGAGGAUGAAGGAUCGGAGUCCUCAGGGGACGCAACAUCCAAGAGGUCCUUUGGUGAAACCUUUAAUUUCUGCCCGGUGGUGCUCCAAAAGCAAAAUACUCUAAUACCCUGUACGGAUGAGAUAGCCGGCAAGUAUCGAGAAAAGGUGUACUAUUUCUCCAGCCCGGAGGCCAGGGAGGACUUCCUUCAGGAUCCUGAACAGUAUAUUGCAAGUAGUGAGAUUCUUAAGCCUCCUGCCUUGCGGAUCUUUUUACUCGGUUGCAGAGGCUCGGGCAAGACCACUCAAGGUGAGUGGCUUGCCAAAAAACUCGGCCUCUUCCACAUUCAAUUCAGGGAGCAGCUUCAAAUGCUCCUCAUGGCAAAGACCAAGCAGCGGGUUGUUAGUGCCGACGAGUCUAUGGAGGAGCACCUCCAGGCCGCUAAGGAUGCUGUCAAAGAAGCCCUCGGGGAGGAGGAUGGAGGCGGAGAAACCACUGAGCAGGAAGUGGAAUUAACUGAGGAGGAAAUUAGUAUUAAAGCCUACUUGGUUGAUGAUGUUCCACUGAGUCAACAUAUUCUGGAAAAAGUCAUAACUCCAUACUGGAAAGAGGAGCCAUAUAUGUCUACCGGUUUUAUCCUGGAGGGUUUCCCUCACAACACUGAUGAAGUACAGCACGUGUUGCAGCAUCAGCUUUUCCCCGACGUCGUGGUCACCCUGAUGGUGGAGGUAACAGACAUUCAGGCGCGUCUGCUGCCAGAAUUUUGGAGGAGGUGGCGAGAACACUGUGACCAACGCGAUGCCUUGUUUAACAUUGUACGAGAACUAAACCGCAAGAUUCGGGAGGAGAACAUAGUGAAGAGGAGGGCAGAACUCAUGGAGGAGAAAUUAGCAACUGCGGGGGAGACAGCAAAAUUUACGUGUCGAGAUGAAGACGAGGAGGACGAAGACUCAAACAUCGAGGAUGAGAUAGAGGCUAUCCUGGAGGAGGAGUUUCCCUUGGAAAGGGAUGAUGAAUUCAUGGAUGAUGAGGAGACGAGGGAAGCAACUGACGACAGGCUGAGCCUGGAGAUCGAAGAACGCUACGUAUCUGAUACAAACAACAUCGCUUCCGUGUUGGAACUUCUGGCUGAGCUAAACAUUCCCAGAAUAUCCAUAAAUGCGGGGCGUAAGAAGCCCCUCAUUCGGCGUCAGCUCCUCUUGAAAGUGGAGCCUCUGCACACCAACAGGGAAUCGCUCUUCCAGAAAUGCCAAGCCAUCUCAUACAUGUUGUCACAGAAGCUCCUCCUCUACUCUUAUAAGUAUCACAGUGCCUUCGGCUGCCUGGACCCCGUCAAGCGGUACAAUGAGGGAGAUAUCAUCCAGCCUGUGCAGUGGCCUCUUGAUAGAGCUUAUCCUGUGCUCUUCAAUCAGUAUAUCUACUUUCUGGAGUCUAAGAAGAACCAACAAACAUUCAUGCUCAACCCUUUAAAGUACCUCAGACAGUCAAAGCCCUCCCCUACUCUUCCUGUUAAAAUGGCCAUAAUUGGACCCCCAAAAUCAGGGAAAAGCGGCGUCGCACAGAUGUUUGCCCAGAAGUACGGCAUGGACCUGCUGUCCAUCGGUGGCGUCAUGCGUCGGGUUCUGGACACCCAGGAGCACAGCGAUUUGGCCAUGCAGAUGAAAGAGCACCUCCACCAGGGCCAUGCUGUGCCUGAUGAACUGGCCAUCCAGUGCCUGGAGAUGGUGCUCAUGAGCUUGGUCUGCUGCACGCAAGGGUAUGUGCUGGAUGGCUUUCCAAUGACAAUGAAGCAAGCUGAGCUAAUGCAGUCUCACAGUAUCGUCCCCAUGAUCAUAGUCGAGAUGGGCUUGGACACAGUGGAUGUCCUCAAGAGAGGCCUUGCUGACAAGCUGGAGGAGAACAAACCCUACUUAAUGCACGACAGCGCAGAGAUCAUCCACAUUCGCAACACCUGUUACAGUGAGGAGGUGGAGAAGAUGAGACAACACUUCCAACAACAAUAUGAUAACUGGAUCCUGCUCGAUGGCCUCAAGAGCAAGUGGUACAUCUGGGAGAUCCUUAUGAAAAAGAUCAGCACCAGUAUGAACUACAUCCACACCUACCUGCAGAGGACCCGGAGCGGUCGAGCAGGCUGCAUCAACAAGCUUUGCGUGACGCCCAAGGAGUUCCUGCAACAGCUUGGCGAGUUUGGCCAGUACUGCCCUGUCUGCUUGGCUCUAAAUAACCACCUAGUGGACUGCUCAGAAACUGCGUCCCUUAUGCACGCAGCUGAAUACAAGAGACACUACUACAAGAUGUGUGACACAAACCACUUGGAGAUAUUCCUCGCGACUGCGGAUCAAUUUGUCAGCCCUGGCUGCCCACGCCCCCUCCCAGAACCACAACUGUUGCCAAAAAAGUUGUCUGACAGCGAUGUGAAGGACAGAUUCCCACAGCAGUUUGAGAUGAAGGGCUUCUGCCCCGUCACUUAUUUGGAUGGGAAGCUGAGAUAUGAAGCUUUGGUGCGUGGAAGUGUUGACUAUGCAGUGGAAUUCCGAGAAUGCAUCUACGCUUGCGAGACAAAGGAAAAACAGUACAAGUUUUUGAGCGCUCCGGAACUCUACUGGAACUUGCAAUUGCCCUCCAAGGUUCCCCCUCUGUGUGAGCCUAUUCCCCUCACUUUACUUCCCACAUUGGGCUACCUGGAACAGGGUGUGGCAGUGGCGGUCAUCAAGGCCAUGACAGCUGUUGGAUGCUUGAAGCCAAAGUUUCCCUUCUACAGUAUGGAAAAAUCAGCUCUCCACUAUGUGGCGUUCUAUAUGAAAGCAUUCAACCAUUGCAGCACCGAGCACAUUCGCCAGCUGUUCAAAAAGAAGUUGGCCUCAUUUGAGGAGAAUUGCGCACUCAUCCCCUACCUGAGCGGAACGAUGAAAGCGCCGUACAAGUUACCCAGUGAACACCCCAUUGAUUUUGAGUUCAAACUGAACAAGUUCCUCACCUUACGUGACUCACCCGAAGACGAAACCAACUUCUAGCCGACUGCCUGUAAAGGGGUGGUGUGUCGUUUUUUUCAACUUGAUUCGAAUGUACUUUUUUGGUCAAAAACACAGUGGAAACCUCACACACACACACUCAACAGGGGCCCCAGAAGCACCCAAAAAUGGCAUAAAAUGCCAGAGUUUGAAUUUUGCGAUUUUUGACAAAAAACGUAUAUCGUUUAUCGUAUAUUGCAACGGCAGAUUCCAAAGCUCAAAGUUUGGCGGCAUGCCACGCCCACAUCGUAUGGAACAUCCCAAAAUCCUUAGCAAUUUAACAUCGGCCAUCCGUCUAGUGUCCGUUGAUGCUACAACGGACUCAUUUGGUCAAACCCCCUAGGAGGAGUUCGUCGAGAUACGACCCCUACUUCUGGCCAUCAAAAAUGGCCGACUUCCUGUUCGUUUUGCAAUAUGGGUUCUUGAGACUUUUUGGUGCGUCCUGUCAUGAUAGAUGUCUCCACCAAGUUUGGUGACGAUCGGUGAAACUGGUGGCGGGGGGUAAUUUAAAAAAAAAAAUCAAAGUGGCGCUAGUGAGUCAAUUUUGGAACAUUAUUUAUGAAACCCAUAAAAUAUCAAAUUUUUCACCAGGCCUGAUGUGCUUGCCAAAUUUGGUGAGUUUUCGGGCAUGUUAAGGCCCUCAAAAUCGCGAUCAUUUUGGGAUCAUUGGGAUCAUUGCGAUUACAAUAGGGCUUUCACACUGUCAGUGCUCGAGCCCUAAAUAUUGUAACACUCUAUAUUUACAAAAAAAUAAAGAUUUCUCCAACACCUCUACUGGACACAUUCUAUGCCUUGGUAACAACGCUUUGCAGGGGUGUUGAUUGUAAAAAUUCUGUCACACUUUUCGAGCUGAUAUAUUUUGGAAUAUUUAGCUCACUUUUCUGUGUGU